AGCAUCAUGUUCCAUCCUUGUCUUGGGCCAUCAUCUAACCAUCUGCAAGCACUCCACUUCUGCAGAUAGAGCUUCUUCUUCUUCUCCUUUCUCCUCCUGGUCCUCUUCUCCCUUUUUCUCUUCUUUGGUGUCUUGGACCAUCUGUGAAGCUUUCCAUGGAUACUACACAGUGGUCUCAGGGCAUAGGGUUGGUGAAGCCCGUGAAGGAGUUUGCUUCCUCCACCACAACCACCAGCGGCAGCGACACCUGCACCACCACCAGGACACAGGUGACGGAGAGGCGCCCAAGGCCGCACAAGGAGCAGGCCCUCAACUGCCCCAGGUGCAACUCCACCAACACCAAGUUCUGCUACUACAACAACUAUAGCCUCACCCAGCCCAGGUACUUCUGCAAGACUUGCAGGAGGUAUUGGACCGAGGGUGGGUCGCUCAGGAAUGUCCCUGUGGGCGGUGGCUCGAGAAAGAACAAGAGGUCCUCCAUGUCCUCCGCCACUGCCAUCUCUUCCUCCUCCUGUAACUCCUUCACGGAAGCGUUAGCAACUGCCUCAGCUCCCAAGAAAUUCCAUGCCGACCUCAUCCCUCCAUCCAUCUUACUCUCCACCAACUCUGAAACUCCAAAACUCCAUGAGAAACAGGACCUCAACCUGGCCUUCCGCCAACAUAGCAUCCCCGAGUACAACGACUACUUCAACCUAGAAAUCAGCAAUGCCAACAACAUCAGCAGCAGUAACAGCAACUAUUGUGCCGCUGUUCGUGCUCUCUCUGACAUGGAGGUACUGACGAAUGGUAUGACCGCAAAAGGCAUCGGGUCUUUGAUGCCGCUGCCAAUGACGGAGUAUCCAACAGGGUUAGGAUUGCAUGGGUUCAGACCACCUACUCUUAGUUUUCCUUUAGAUGGAAUAAGCGGAGGGGGCGGGGGAGGUAUUGGUGGUGGUGGGUAUGGGGACUUGCCCGGUAUUCAGGAGAGUGUUACUGGUAAGCUGUUGUUUCCUUUGGAGGUCCUGAAGCCAGCAAUCCCCUCAAACAAUGUCGCAGACCAGUUUGAGGUGCAAGGUGAUGAUCCUCCCAGGUAUUGGAACGGUGUCAUCGGAGGAGGCUCAUGGUAGACCAAAAAGAGAGAUGAAGACCUUCUAAGAGUAACAACGUUUGAUUAUCCAAGUUAACUCUUGAUGGUGGUGCGGAUCACUUUGUUUGUAGUCGUUCAGCCUAACAAACAGAUCAUGAUGCAUAAGUUCCUUCUCUUUUGACUUCACUUCUAAUUUACUCAUUCUAACUAGUCUAUUCUCCUCACUGUGGAUAUCCGAAGCCUCAUUUUAUGCUGGCUUCAAAAGAUUUGUCUUAACCAGAAGAGUUUGGUUGUGUGGUGAUCGGAAGAGAGCUCUCUUUUCCCUUUUUCUCUUGUUUCUUCAUGCAGGAUAAAUAUAUGGGAGGUUACCAAUAAUCCUUUUGCAAAUAUAUGUAUAGGCAUUGCGCGAUUGCCUGAUUCAUGAAUGCAGGAGAAAGGAAACAAGUGUGCAAGUGCUCGUGUGAUGUUUUGGUGUGCUUGGAAACGUUGUGAAGCUUGUUUGUACUGUGGACUAGUGCAAAAGAUUGUAUGAACCAAAGGGAAGGGAAAAAGAAAGGAACUAUAAUUUGUUUGUCUGUAUGUCGAUUGCAUGUAGUAUUUCCAUGAGUUCCACUUUCAAGUGUUGCCUUCUUUGUUC
Musa acuminata subsp. malaccensis (wild Malaysian banana) is the source of this 1703-nucleotide messenger RNA. RefSeq names its product dof zinc finger protein 1. The record is from RefSeq and is a predicted model, not a curated record. NCBI's taxonomy places the organism in Eukaryota, Viridiplantae, Streptophyta, Magnoliopsida, Zingiberales, Musaceae. Gene Ontology annotation, biological process: regulation of DNA-templated transcription. Gene Ontology annotation, molecular function: DNA binding; DNA-binding transcription factor activity.